Messenger RNA from Tauraco erythrolophus (red-crested turaco), 406 nucleotides. The record is from RefSeq and is a predicted model, not a curated record. Lineage: Eukaryota; Metazoa; Chordata; Aves; Musophagiformes; Musophagidae.
AAUCUGUGUCAUCACCUUGGCAGAAGCCCAUCCUCUUCUUCAAAAUGGAAAAACGAUUACAAGCAUUAACUACCAAAUCAGUGCCAACUGUAGCAGACUCCAGAAUAAGGUCUCCGGGAAGUCAAAAAGGGGAGCUCAGUUUUUAACAGAACUUGCCCCUCUGUGCAGGAUAUCUUCAUCAGAUGGAGAGGAAUACACCAUUUAUAGUUGUAUACGAGGUCGACUGAUUGAAGUGAAUGAAAACAUUCUUAGCAAUCCAGCUAUUCUGCAAGAAAAGCCAUCAACCGAGGGAUACAUUGCAGUGGUUCUACCCAAAUUCGAAGAAAGCAAGAGUAUAACUCAAGGACUUCUGACACAGAAGGAGUACGAGGAAGUUCUGUUGAAACGUCUUAAUUCUUCUUCAUGA